AGUUACUUUUAUUAUUUUACUUCAAUACAAAAAGUAAUUUCAGCUCACUGGAUUUUGUUAAUAUUAUUGUAGUGUUUUAGGAAAAAUACGUAAAAUAUAAAUUUUUAUUACAAUGUCAAGAGGAAGUUCAGCAGGUUUUGAUAGACAUAUUACCAUAUUUUCCCCGGAAGGCCGUCUAUACCAAGUUGAAUAUGCCUUUAAAUCAAUUAAUCAAGAAGGAAUUACUUCGGUUGCUGUUAAAAGUGAGGAUACUGCUGUAAUAGCUACACAGAAGAAAGUAACAGAAAAAUUGAUUGACCCUUCAACUGUAACUCACAUGUUUAGAAUAACUAAAGCUAUUGGAUGUGUUAUGACUGGAAGAAUAGCUGACAGUAGGUCUCAAGUGCAACGUGCGCGAUAUGAAGCUGCAAAUUGGAGAUACAAAUUUGGAUAUGAUAUGCCGGUUGAUGUUUUAUGUCGCAGAAUUGCUGACAUAAAUCAAGUUUAUACGCAGAAUGCUGAAAUGAGACCGUUAGGUUGCAGUAUGAUUUUGGUUGCUUACGAUGAUGAGAAAGGUGCCUGCAUUUAUAAAACCGAUCCAGCUGGUUAUUAUUGUGGUUUUCGCGCUUGUUCGGUUGGAGUAAAACAAACAGAAGCCAACAGCUACUUAGAAAAGAAAAUGAAAAAACCUCCUACUACUGGAGAGGAGGCUAUUCAAAUGGCUAUUACUUGUUUGUCAACUGUAUUAGCUGUAGACUUUAAACCAAAUGGAAUAGAGGUCGGUGUAGUUACAAAAGAUGACCCCAGUUUCAGAACUUUAACAGAAAAAGAAAUUGAAGAUCAUUUAACUAAGAUCGCAGAAAAAGAUUAAUAUGUAAUCAACUUUUUAUUUUAUAUUGGAAAGGAAAAAUUCUUAAAUUACAAUAAAAAAUCGUGUAAUAUACAUGAAAA
Molecule: messenger RNA, 930 nt
Organism: Condylostylus longicornis
Lineage: Eukaryota; Metazoa; Arthropoda; Insecta; Diptera; Dolichopodidae
Product: proteasome subunit alpha type-6-like
Exons: 4
Coding region: 113-850 (245 amino acids)
Biological process (GO): ubiquitin-dependent protein catabolic process
Cellular component (GO): proteasome core complex; cytosol; nucleus
Source: RefSeq, a predicted model, not a curated record